This is a messenger RNA of Ichthyophthirius multifiliis, 1174 nucleotides long. RefSeq lists its product as hypothetical. Gene Ontology annotation, biological process: protein modification by small protein conjugation; autophagosome assembly; autophagy of mitochondrion. The transcript is spliced from 9 exons. Lineage: Eukaryota; Ciliophora; Oligohymenophorea; Hymenostomatida. Gene Ontology annotation, cellular component: cytoplasm; phagophore assembly site. The record is from RefSeq and is a predicted model, not a curated record. Gene Ontology annotation, molecular function: Atg12 activating enzyme activity; Atg8 activating enzyme activity.
AUGUUAGAAUACCUUAAAGAACUAUAUACAAACUUAAACUAAUGUUCAAUUGAGGAAAAAUCCUAUAUAGGAACAGAUCCUAAUUAACUUCCUAAAUAAAUUGACUUGAAAAGUUCUCUCGAUGAAGCUACUUUAGCAAGUCAAGCAGUUGAUUUAAAUAUUAAAUUAAUGAAAUGGCGUUUAUUACCUAAAUUGGAUUUAGAAAAAAUAUAAAAUUUAAAAGUUUUAAUGUUUGGAGCAGGAACUUUAGGAUGCUAACUAAGUAGAAAUUUAAUUGGAUGGGGAGUUAAAAAUAUAACUUUUUUAGAUUAUGGAAAGGUUUCUUAUUCAAAUCCUGUAAGAUAAUCACUUUAUGAUUUCGAAGAUUCAAUAAAUGGUGGAAAACCAAAAGCAUAAACUGCAGCUGAGAAAUUAAAAAAAAUAUUCCCUGGUAUACAAUCAUAAGGAUAUUAAAUAGAAAUUCCAAUGCCAGGUCAUUAUAUAUCAACAGAAGAAUAAGCUUAAAAAACACUUUAAAAUGUAGAUUAUUUAGAAUAAUUAGUUCAAAAACAUGAUGUUAUAUAUCUUAUGACAGACUCAAGAGAAUCAAGGUGGCUUCCUACAGUAUUAUCUAAUAAAUAUAAUAAAAUGUGCAUUACAAUAGCAUUAGGUUUUGAUUCUUUUGUAAUUAUUAGACACGGAUUAUCUACUAACGUACAUUAAGAUAAUAUUAAUGGGUAAAGACUUGCUUGUUAUUUUUGCAAUGAUAUUAUUUCGCCUGGAAACACUUAAAAAGAUAGAACUCUUGAUUAAUAAUGUACUGUUACUAGGCCUGGACUUUCUUUUGUAAGCUCUGCUUAUGCUAGUGAACUUCUUAUUUCUAUGAUACAUCAUCCUUUAUAAGGAGGAGCUCCUGCUACUGAAGAUUCUAAAUAAUUAUAAUAAACUGAUUUAGGAAUUAUUCCUCAACAUAUAAGAGGUAAUAUGAGUGAUUUUGAAACCAACAUUUUAUUUGGAAUAGCUUUUGAGAAUUGUGUUGCUUGUAGUAAAUAUGUUUUGGAUAAUUAUGUUAGUGACAGAGAUAGUUUUUUAUUGAAAGUUAUUAAUGAUCCUGAUUAUUUAUAAGUAGUAUCUAAAAUAGCUGAACAAAUGAAAGAAUUGAAUGAAAACGAUUGUAUAGAAUUUGAUUGAAUUG